This is a messenger RNA of Humulus lupulus (European hop), 1759 nucleotides long. Its product is annotated as meiotic nuclear division protein 1 homolog. The record is from RefSeq and is a predicted model, not a curated record. Bases 1327 to 1686 code for a protein of 119 amino acids. NCBI's taxonomy places the organism in Eukaryota, Viridiplantae, Streptophyta, Magnoliopsida, Rosales, Cannabaceae. The transcript is spliced from 5 exons.
CGUCUCUCUCGCUCUUGUCUGCCCGAUCAGUAUACAGCAAUAGCAACAACCAGAACGACGAAAUUGGGCCCGACACGAUACUGUUCGAGGGAUGUGACUACAACCACUGGCUCAUCAUCAUGGAUUUCCCCAAGGACCACAAUCCUUCCCCUGAAGAAAUGGUUCGUACCUAUGAGGAAACCUAUGCCAGGGGCUUAAACAUCAGGUCUAAUCUCACCCUUUCUCUGUCUAUAUACAUAUAUAUAUUUAUAUACCAUCUUCUUUCUCCUACUGCCUUUUAAAUCUUUAACUUCUCAAAACCUUAGUCUCUCUCUUGAAACCUCAAUUUCCCAUGUUUUUAUUUCUUCAAUUUUUGAGUAUAGUAACAGAGGAUGAAAAAUAUAUAGGAAGAUUUAGGUUAACGCCUCCAGUGCCUAGCUUCGAGUACAAGUAAUUUGAGGUUUCUUGGUUUUGAGAGAGAUUGCAUUAGAAAAAAUAAGUAUACCAGCAUAAAUUUUAGGUUGUGUUUUAGUUUUUUUUUAUGGGAACUACUAAUUUUAUGCUGCAAAAUUUAUUUUUCAAAUAUAGUUACUUAUGAUUGUUCCUUCAAUAUAAUUGUUAUCAAUUUGUUUUUAAUUAUGAUUUGGAUAGCUGUGAUUAACUAUUAACUAAUUCAAUAUAAUUUCCUGUUAGUGGCUGUUUUUUUUUUUUUUUGCUGAGCUUUCAAGUCUGUUUUCUUGGGUUGAACUUAUAAUUUAAUUUACUAAUGGGAAAUUGUGUUUGGAGGAUGGUUCCGGGUAUUUGAUUCACUAAUGGGAAUUUCUUGUUUUCUUUUACUAGUUCUCUUUGAAAUGUUUUCAUUUACUUACUAUGAAGUAUUAUAACCAUCAUAUUACACUUGCAAAAACCUAAUUUGUUCAUGCAUAGCUGCGAUACUUAAACAGGGGCAACUAUUGCUUUGAGAUACUUGUGAUGUGGUUUUGAAUUGUCUGUGUCUAGUACUAAGGCUAUGAAGGCCAGAGUGGACUGGUGCCAUUGCACAAGAUCAUUUGAAUCCUUUGCUAUUGCCUAGAGAGAUUUAAAAGUGAGUAUAUUGAGAAUCGGUGGGAAGAGAGUAUAUAUGUAAUGCUCUAUAAUUUUUUAUUGGUUAUUUCAUGACCAUGGUAUAUUAAUAAUAAAUUUAUAAACAAUCUCAUCGAAGAAGUAUAUGAUUUUUUUUUAAAACGCAUUGAGUUUUUUUUUCUUUGUUUUCAUAAUAAAAUGGAAGACUUGUCUUGAUUUUAUUGUUGGUUUCAGCUUAAGGAACUUGAGAAAUUAGGACCAAAGAAAGGUGUGAUUACCCAGGCCAUGAAAGAUGUUGUCCAAAGUCUAGUGGAUGAUGAUCUUGUUUCAAAAGACAAGAUAGGAACCUCUGUGUAUUUUUGGAGUCUUCCUAGCUGUGCUGGAAAUCAGCUGAGAAAUGUAACUCGCAAACUUGAAUCCGAUCUUCAUAGCAGUAAGAAGCGGUUUGCAGAACUUGCUGAGCAGUGUGAAUCGUUAAAGAAGGGGCGAGAGGCAUCUGAUGAAAGAGAGGAGGCUUUAAAUGAGUUGAAAUCCAUUCAGCAAAAGCAUACUGAGCUGAAGGAAGAAAUGGAACAAUAUGCGGACAAUGAUCCAGCUGCCUUUGAAGCAAUGAGUUCAGACUUUCUUCUUAGGCCUAAACUCUAGAUACUGUUAAUUGAGAUUAACUGCUUGAUACUAGAUAGCUUCUUUGUUAUGCAUACUAAUUGUGGUUAUUACA